Sabethes cyaneus is the source of this 3011-nucleotide messenger RNA. Its product is annotated as probable maleylacetoacetate isomerase 2. Gene Ontology annotation, molecular function: maleylacetoacetate isomerase activity; glutathione transferase activity. Gene Ontology annotation, cellular component: cytoplasm; mitochondrion. The coding region runs from base 224 to 883 and encodes 219 amino acids. The transcript has 4 exons. The record is from RefSeq and is a predicted model, not a curated record. Gene Ontology annotation, biological process: L-phenylalanine catabolic process; glutathione metabolic process. NCBI's taxonomy places the organism in Eukaryota, Metazoa, Arthropoda, Insecta, Diptera, Culicidae.
UGCAGCGGAUCAGUGAUUAACAAAAGCCGGUCUUCUGCCAUUUUACGCAAACUAUUACGUUAACGAUAUUUUUACCAGAGAACCACAUAUUUUCUUCACACUUGCUGAGAGCACGGAGUUAUAGUGAUCGUUCGUGUGUUCGUUCAGUUGAAAACAGUGAAAAAUUUCAUUCAAGUUGGAACGAUACGGCAGCAAAAUUAAUUACUCAAAGUUCCACAAUGCGAUGUCGCUUUCAGCGAUGUCAAAGCCGAUACUGUACUCGUAUUGGCGCAGUUCCUGCUCCUGGCGGGUGCGGAUAGCACUGAACCUGAAGGAAAUUCCGUACGACAUCAAACCGAUCAGUUUGAUCAAAUCCGGAGGCGAGCAGCACUGCAACGAGUACCGCGAGGUCAACCCGAUGGAACAGGUACCGGCGCUGCAAAUCGACGGUCACACACUAGUGGAAUCGAUAGCAAUUCUACACUAUCUGGAAGAGACGCGUCCACAACGACCUCUACUGCCACAAGACGUCCUGAAGCGUGCAAAGGUUCGCGAAAUUUGCGAGGUAAUUGCAUCAGGCGUCCAACCGCUGCAGAACCUAAUCGUUCUAAUUCACGUCGGUGAAGAGAAGAAGAAAGAAUGGGCCCAGCACUGGAUCACCCGUGGGUUCCGAGCCAUCGAGAAGCUGCUGUCCACGUCGGCCGGUAAGUUCUGCGUCGGCGACGAAAUCACGCUGGCCGACUGCUGCCUGGUACCGCAGGUGUUCAAUGCACGGCGCUUUCACGUCGACCUGCGCCCCUAUCCGAUCAUUCUGCGCAUCGACCGCGAGCUGGAAGGGCAUCCGGCCUUCCGGGCUGCGCAUCCCUCGAACCAGCCGGACUGUCCGCCGGAGGCGGCCAAGUAAACGAAGCGUUUUUUUUUUCACGUUCACAAAGUUCAAAACAUUCAAACGACUCAGAUUACAGUGGAUAUUUACAAGGCACAAACUAAGGACACAGAUAACCACCGGCUUGCUUGUGGUGAUUACUCAAUUCCUCCGAAAUAGGCUACAAAUUUUAACAGAGAAAAAAACAGUUGCAGGACUUUUGUGAAAAGUAAUGCGUCCUACAUUGAAUUGACCAUCACAGAUGACUAAUCGUGUGAAUCAUCUAUAAAAAAAGUACGAUUUUAUUCCAUUUAUUAUAUUCUAUUACAAUACCGUUGAAACGGAACAUUCUAUGUCUAACUAUGCGAUAUGCUUAAAAUAUUCGUUUGAAAAGAAGACAAACAUCAGCUAGAUUUGGAGAUAUUGCAAAAAAAUAACUGUGAAAUCUGGGUUAACGUUUGAUUCGGUUAAAAAAUCUAAUAUUAUAGGCGCCUUAUUUCAUCUGUAACCAAAGCCAGGCCCCUUACACUUCCUAAAUGCCUUCACAAAGCUAAAACUAAUACUUGUGCAUCUAAGCUACAGCUGGUCCACACCGCAAAUAGAACCUUCAAAUACUUUAUUUUAGGUCGUACAAAACAACGCAUUGAUAACGUUCGUGGAAUGAAUCUUGACCGUACACUCAACUUUCGGUUACACCUUAACGAGACUUUUUCGAGGGCCAAUAGACUACUAAAAUUUAUAGUUACUUUAACGACAAGGUCGUCACAGUCCAUUCAUGGCAGUCAGUAUGGCACCAAAUAUCACCCUUCCCUUCUUCAGUGUACCAACCUAACAUGCUCCCAUAGACUCGGGAAACCAUUACAAAAAUAUAAAAUUAGUUCAACUAAGCUGCUAGCCGUAAUAAGAUCUUGCAACUCGAAGCACUAGAUAUUGCAUUCUAUAAGCUCUAUUACUUUUUCGGUUAUUAAUGACACUAAAUACUGAGAUUAGUGCUCAAUUAAUAUUCAUCACUAUAUUUUCACUUUUUCGCCGUCGAUUUUUCAUUAAUUUUUAUCGGCCGUUCCAGUCGUCACGUCAAUCGCGAAACUUGACUUGAGACACAGAAAACUUUAAUUUACCACCCGAACAGUUAUUUAGCAGAGUAUAAUAAUGAUUUUGUCCAAUCUGUUCACUUGAAUUGGUAUGAAAAACUUAACUUCGUUUCGAUUGCAAUUCCGAAUCCGCGACCGUCGUUGUUUUACGUUACCAAGGAAACGGGUGUAUAUGUGGAGUGAUGCCAUAUUUACGUUGAGCAUGAAAAAGACCAAUAAUUUUCGCUAUUAAAUUAACGGUCGUAGAGUGUCGAAAAUAUAAUAUUUACUGAUUCAAUAUUCACUGAUAAUAAAAUUCAUCGUAAACAGUAUUUGAUGUGAUAGAAUUACUGUCGGAUCUCGUUCAACAGCAAAAAUAGAUACGCGAUUCUACGUUUCAUAAUUGUACAUAACAGAUUAUUUCCUACUACUAGCAACUUUGUUCUCGUCGUGAAAGUACUGAAAUCACUAAAAAAUGCAACUGGACACUGACGACCUUCACCUUAAAGUUGCUGAUGAAUUCCGGGAUUCUAAUUUCUUUCAUUUGCUCUACUGCGCCUCUGUAUGUUGGCGCCUAAUUUGCGAGAAUCUACCGUAGAGAGCAGAAAAUCAUACGUUAUUAAUGCACUUCGAGAAUUCGGAAUAAUUAUUUUAUUCACCGAGAAAAGUAAGAUAAAUAGGACUUUGUUUAACACCAACCGCUAGAAGCAGAUGUGUGCCAUAAACAAAUACCAAAGCAAAACCUACUAGAUGCUGCAUUCCUUCGCACAAACUUGGCAGCCAGUUAUCAUCAGAGUACAGAGCAAUGCGGGGUACUAUUUAAUACUACCCUCCUAUUGACUCUUACACCAUAUUUUCAAAAUCAUAAUGAAAAAAUCUUUAUUUUUGACACCAUUGAUGGCGGCAUUUGAAGGCAUUGGAAUAAGCCACUUUUUGCAAAAUAAAAAUAAAUAAAAUCCCCACUAUCACAGUGCUUGCAACCCUGGAUCUAGCGUAUGUUUGUCUCAGAAUAAUUUCUUAAAAUCAAACUUCGUGUUCGCAUUCUAUCGAUUAAAGUUUUGGAUUGCAUUUUCUAUUUUAGUGUUGCUUCUAACUCG